AAUUUAUAAAUCAUAGAUUUACGAUUUUUUUUUUCCUGUCCAUUGCAAGUUUCAUAAAGAAUAUUUUGAGCGUUUUGUCCCAUUACCAGUUGGUACUGUGGCGCCCUUAACUCUACCAUGCUCGUCCGGAGGUUUCAUCGAGCCACGGCAUGGGCGACACCGCUGUUGCGAGACCUAACUGUAGGACAAAUCAUGGAACUUGGAGUCAGCAGGCUGCAAGUUGGGAGCUUUUGUUACUGUACAAUGAUUCAAGAUCAAAUGUCUAAACAACUUGCUGUUAAAGAUAUAAAAAAUAAGGAUUUUAACAAUAGUAAAGCUUUGGGCCAGACUUCAGAGCAAAAUAUUGGAGACGUUAGAAAGCACCAAAUUGGGAAAAAUGUUCCACGGAAGGACAAAAUUAACUUUCUUGUAAAUACGCUUCUCGAUCUGAGAGAUAGUAAGGAGGCUGUUUAUGGUGCUCUUGAUGCCUGGGUUGCAUGGGAGCAAGACUUUCCAAUAGGAUCCCUUAAGCAUGUAUUGACUGUCCUUGAGAAGGAACAGCAGUGGCAUAGAGUCGUACAGGUAAUCAAAUGGAUGUUAAGCAAGGGGCAGGGGACCACAAUGAACGUCUAUGGGCAGUUAAUACGGGCUUUAGACAUGGACCAUCGAGCUGAAGAAGCACACAAGUUUUGGGUCAUGAAAAUUGGUUCGGAUCUACAUUCAGUUCCUUGGCAAUUGUGCAGGAGUAUGAUAGCAAUAUAUUACCGAAAUAAAAUGCUAGAAGAUCUUGUAAAGCUUUUUAAGGAUCUUGAAGCUUUCGGACGUAAACCUCCAGAAAAAUCGAUAGUGCAGAGGGUAGCAGAUGCUUGUGAGAUUCUGGGCUUGCUUGAAGAGAAAGAGAGGGUACUCAUGAAGUACAAAUACCUUUUUACAGAUGAGAAAGAAGGGUCAAUCAAGAAAUAUAAGAGGGUUUCGUUUGAGAAAUCAAAGGGAAAAAGAAAAUCGACAAAGAGCACUGAAGACAAUAGCAACCUUAUGAAGGCUCAAUGAAUGAAAUUAACAGAUUCUCAAAUAUAAAAAUGAAUUAUGUAUUAGUUAACUUAGUCAUUUAUCUCAGCAACCCCAGGCUUAUGGUCUCCUGAAGGCCUUACCGACUGUUAUGGGCAUCGACAUUUUGCCUUGGCUUUGUAAGUAAUUGUUUGUUUGUUGAAUUGUACUUCUCCAACUUGUAGUACUGACGUGUAUUUUUCCCAUAAAAAAUUAAUUACCCUCUUGGAUUAUUUUUUUAGGGUACUUGCAA
Molecule: messenger RNA, 1279 nt
Organism: Benincasa hispida (wax gourd)
Lineage: Eukaryota; Viridiplantae; Streptophyta; Magnoliopsida; Cucurbitales; Cucurbitaceae
Product: PPR containing-like protein
Molecular function (GO): protein binding
Source: RefSeq, a predicted model, not a curated record